AUGGCGGACUUAAACCGACAGCUGCAGGAUUAUUUGUCUCAGUCUAAAGGCGCGAAAACCGUCUCUCAGUCCGGCUCCAGCACGGCGUUGGACAUGGGCGAACCGGAGCCGGUACCCGGGAGCUGGUUCGGCCAGUGGUCCACCCCGUGGACCGGCCAGAGCUCCAACGGGAACAGCAGCUCCUCUUCUUCUUCUUGGCCGUGGUCGGCGGAACCGGACCCGUGUCUGCCGGGGAUGAGCCGCCGGCAGCGGCUCGUGGGCUUCGGCGUGUGCGCGUGUUUCUCCGCGCUAUGUUUCGGACUGUCCGCACUGUAUGCGCCCCUGCUGCUGCUCUACGCCCGGAAGUUCGCCCUCCUCUGGUCACUCGGGUCACUGUUCGCCAUCGCGGCCGCGGCGGUGCUGCGCGGCCCCAGCAGACUCAUCUCCGGCCUGCCCUCGAACCCCGGAGCCGCCGUGUACCUGUGCGCGCUCGGCGGGACUCUGUACGCGGCGCUCAGCCUCCACAGCACAGUGCUGACCGCGCUGGGCGCCGCCCUGCAGGUCAGCGCCAUCGUCGGCUACGUGGUGUCGCUUCUGCCCGGAGGCAGCGCCGGGAUCCGGUUCAUGGGCGGCAUGGCGGCCUCCGCCAUCAGAAGAACCGUGAGCGGGAAAACCAUGUCCAUCUGAGCACACAUUCCAGGACUUAUUGAUCACUGAUAGACUCAUGUCAGCUGAUCACACCUGUUUACACAGUGUCACGUGGUUUUGACAAACAGAAAGUGAUGUGUGUGAUAAAAACUGUCAGACACAGACACGAUACAAAGUUAAAGUUCUUAUUCUGACAUUAUGCAAUGAUUGUAAAAAUAUUUUCUCUGAUUUAAUCUGUAAUCAAUAACAUCAACUAAAUGAUGAUAAAUGUUGUCAUGUUACAUAAACACAUCUCCAUGGUUA
Molecule: messenger RNA, 930 nt
Organism: Solea senegalensis (Senegalese sole)
Lineage: Eukaryota; Metazoa; Chordata; Actinopteri; Pleuronectiformes; Soleidae
Product: vesicle transport protein SFT2C-like
Exons: 1
Coding region: 1-666 (221 amino acids)
Biological process (GO): vesicle-mediated transport
Cellular component (GO): membrane
Source: RefSeq, a predicted model, not a curated record